Messenger RNA from Aspergillus ibericus CBS 121593, 849 nucleotides. Its product is annotated as histidine phosphatase family protein. The transcript is spliced from 4 exons. The coding region runs from base 62 to 766 and encodes 234 amino acids. Gene Ontology annotation, biological process: ribose phosphate biosynthetic process. The record is from RefSeq and is a predicted model, not a curated record. Gene Ontology annotation, molecular function: sedoheptulose-bisphosphatase activity. NCBI's taxonomy places the organism in Eukaryota, Fungi, Ascomycota, Eurotiomycetes, Eurotiales, Aspergillaceae.
CCAACGCCCCUCAAUCCCACGAUUACAACCAAGAUCUAUCCUUAAACAUACGUCAUACAUCAUGCCUGACAAGGACGCUGGUACCCCCCGUGUCUUCCUCUACCGACACGGAGAGACCGAAUGGUCCAAGAGCGGCCAAUACACCGGCAUCAGCGAGAUCGAGCUGACCGAGGACGGUGUCAAGCAGGUGCUGGCCUCGGGAAAGAUCCUCGUCGGGGCCGGCAAGUUGAUUGACCCGGCCAAGCUGGCGCGGGUGUUUGUCAGUCCGCGCCGGAGAGCCGUGCACACCUUUAACCUGGCAUUCAGUGAGGCCGAUAAGCAGGCUUUGAAGGAUGCUAACAAGGUGGAAGAGACGGAGAGACUGGCCGAGUGGGGGUACGGUCUGUACGAGGGGAUGCUGACCAAGGACAUCCGCGCCUUGCGUAAGGAACAUGGUCUUGAUACGGAGCGGCCGUGGGAUAUUUGGACUGAUGGUUGUGAGGAGGGAGAAUCCGCUCAAGAUGUGACAGACCGUCUUGAUAAUCUGAUUGCGGAGAUCCGGGCUCUUCACCAAGGUAACAUGCAUGGGGAGAAGCCUUCGGAUGUGGUCCUGUUUGCUCAUGGCCACACUCUGCGUGCGUUUACGAAGCGCUGGUUGGGUUACCCGAUGGACUUUCCGCUGUCCAUGAUGCUGGAGCCUGGUGCGGUCGGCGUUCUGAGCUACCAACAUCACAGCAUUGAUGAGCCCGCUUUCCUGGUGGGUUAUGGGUUUCCGUUGGAGAAAUGAGUGGGUCGUGCAUGACCCUGUGGGAGGCUCAAAUAGAUGAAUGUUUAUAUCUUAGGAAUUUAGAUAGGAUAGAUGAAAUGAUC